GGCUCUUUUGCGCAUGCGCUACGUCAACUGCGUAGAAACCAAUAACAAACUAUGGCAGAUGAUCACACUGAUGCUGAGCUGAGCAUGGAAGGACACACUCCUGUCUCAGAAAAUCCUCAUGCAGAAUAUGGCCUCACAGAAAACAUUCAGAGAAUAGUUGAAAAUGAGAAAAUGACUGCAGAGAAAGUCAUCAAACAGAAGGUGGACCCCCAGACACUGCAGACCCUCCCAACACGAGCGUAUCUGGACCAGACUGUGGUUCCGAUCCUCCUACAGGGCUUGUCGGUUCUUGCCAAGGAAAGGCCUCCAAAUCCCAUAGAGUUUUUAGCGGCAUUCUUACUGAAGAACAAGUCUCAGUUUGAGGAGCGGAAUUAAAGACACAGUGUGGAAAAACUGCAGCGGGACACUUGUAGAGUUUUGUUUUGUGAAUUUAAAUUGAAUGCGGUCACACUCUUCACAUUGCUUGUUUGCCAAUGUUAACUGUAGAUUUUUAAGCUCGAAUAAACAUGUUCAAGCAGAGAUGUAUGUUUAAA
Molecule: messenger RNA, 533 nt
Organism: Xyrauchen texanus (razorback sucker)
Lineage: Eukaryota; Metazoa; Chordata; Actinopteri; Cypriniformes; Catostomidae
Product: protein dpy-30 homolog
Exons: 5
Coding region: 52-375 (107 amino acids)
Cellular component (GO): Set1C/COMPASS complex
Source: RefSeq, a predicted model, not a curated record